AUGGUCACCUUUCAUUCGCUAUUGCUGAAGAUAUCAGUAAUUACCACCAUCACUAAUGCAGUUUCGCUAAAUCUGAACGAUUCUUCAUCUUUAGAUAAUGCAGCCGCUUUAGUUGCAUAUGGGUUAAUGGAUUAUUAUAAUGGUAACCAGUAUGGUCAAACUAUUGGUAUGUUUUCUGAUCCAUACUAUUGGUGGGAAGCUGGUGGUGCUUGGGGUUGUAUGUUGGAUUAUUGGUAUUAUAUGCAAAACGAUACUUAUAACGAUGUGAUUUACGAAGCUUUACAAUAUCAAACUGGUGACGAUAAUGAUUAUAUUCCACUAAAUCAAUCCACUACUGAAGGUAAUGAUGAUCAAGCCUUUUGGGGUAUUGCUGCCAUUACAGCAGCUGAAAGAAAUUUCACAAAUCCACCACCAGAUAAACCACAGUGGCUAUAUUUAGCACAAGCUGUCUUUAACACCAUGGCAUUACGUUGGGAUAGUGAUACUUGUAACGGUGGCUUAAGAUGGCAAAUUUUUGUCUGGAACUCUGGUUAUUCAUACAAGAACUCUGUUUCUAAUGGUGCACUUUUCCAUAUUGCUGCAAGAUUAGCAAGGUAUACGGGUAAUCAAAGUUAUGUGGAUUGGUCUGAAAAAGUUUAUGAUUGGAUGUUGGGAACUGGACUAAUUUCCAAUGGUACUACCUAUAAGUUCGUUCAUGAUGGUGUUAAUAUUGAAACUAAUUGUACAGAUAUUACUCCAUAUCAAUGGACAUAUAAUCAAGGUCUUUUACUGGCUGGUUGUGCUUAUCUAUAUAACUUUACUCAAGAUGAGAAAUGGUUAAUAAGAACAAAUCAAUUUUUAAAUGGGUCUGGUGUUUUUUUCAAUAAUAGUGUAAUUUAUGAAGCUGCAUGUCAACCAAAUAAAAACUGUAAUAACGAUCAACGUUCAUUUAAAGCUUACUUUGCACGUUUCUUAGGUGUUACAGCUCAAUUGUUACCAAGCACAAGGGACACUAUCAUGCAAUGGAUCGAUACUUCAGCAUAUGCUGCUGCUCAAGCUUGUUCAGGUGGUACUGACGGUCACACUUGUGGUAUGGAUUGGAACUGGAAUGGUUGGGAUGGUUAUUAUGGUUUAGGUGAGCAAAUGGCCGCUCUAGAAUUUAUGGUUAAUACUAGAGCUCUUGAUUUGCCUCCACCUUACACAAGUUCUAAUGGUGGUUCCUCUACAGGUAGUGGCGCUGCUGGUACCGAACAAAAGCCAACAAAUUUGGGUCCCUUGAACAUUACUGCCGGUUCAAAAGCUGGUGCUGGUAUCAUUACGUGUGUAGUUGGUAUUUCUAUUCUUGCAUGUUCUAUGUGGCUGGUUGUUUAA
Messenger RNA from Henningerozyma blattae CBS 6284, 1350 nucleotides. Its product is annotated as glycoside hydrolase family 76 protein. Lineage: Eukaryota; Fungi; Ascomycota; Saccharomycetes; Saccharomycetales; Saccharomycetaceae. Gene Ontology annotation, molecular function: mannan endo-1,6-alpha-mannosidase activity. Bases 1 to 1350 code for a protein of 449 amino acids. The record is from RefSeq and is a predicted model, not a curated record. The transcript has a single exon. Gene Ontology annotation, biological process: carbohydrate catabolic process; fungal-type cell wall biogenesis; budding cell bud growth.